AUGGCCAGUUGGGUUCUAUCGGAUUGUGGCUUGAGGCCGCUCCCAAGAAUUUACCCCAAACCAACAACUGCCCAUCUCCAAUCUUCAUUCAAUUUCAACCCCCAAAAUCUGAGAUUCUCGACAACAACUCAGGGGACUAAUUCUUUCUCAAGUUUAUCAAUUGGGAUUGACAGAAACAGGAGAUGGGGUUUGAAAGUGAGUGCCCCUUUGAGAGUAGAGCAAGUCGAAGAAGGGAGGAAUGAAGAGGUCGUCGGAGAAGAGUAUUUUGACCCUGGGGCACCACCUCCGUUUAAGCUGUCUGAUAUUAAGGCAGCUAUUCCUAAGCACUGUUGGAUAAAAGAUCCAUGGCGGUCUAUGAGCUAUGUUAUGAGGGAUGUGGCUAUUGUUUUCGGAUUGGCUGCUGUGGCUGCUUAUCUCAACAGUUGGGUUGUUUGGCCUUUGUAUUGGUUUGCUCAGGGGACUAUGUUCUGGGCUCUCUUUGUUCUUGGCCAUGACUGUGGGCAUGGAAGCUUUUCAAACAACCCCAAAUUGAAUAGCGUAGUCGGUCAUCUUCUACACUCUUCGAUUCUUGUCCCUUACCAUGGAUGGAGAAUUAGCCAUAGGACACAUCAUCAGAACCAUGGACAUGUUGAGAAUGACGAAUCUUGGCACCCAUUAUCUGAGAAGAUUUUCAAGAGUUUAGAUAAUGUCACCAAGAAAUUAAGGUUCACAUUGCCUUUUCCUCUACUGGCAUAUCCCAUCUAUCUGUGGAGUAGAAGCCCCGGGAAAACGGGAUCUCAUUACCACCCAGAUAGUGACUUGUUCGUUCCAAAUGAGAGAAAAGAUGUAAUUACAUCGGCUGUUUGUUGGACAGCAAUGGUGGCAUUGCUUGCUGGUUUAUCUUUUGUAAUGGGUCUUGGCCAAGUGAUAAAACUAUAUGGCAUACCUUAUUUGGGUUUUGUAAUGUGGCUCGACUUGGUCACAUACUUGCAUCACCAUGGGCAUGAAGAUAAACUCCCUUGGUACCGUGGGAAGGAAUGGAGUUAUCUUAGAGGUGGGCUUACGACCCUUGAUCGUGAUUAUGGUUGGAUUAAUAACAUCCACCACGACAUUGGAACACAUGUGAUUCACCACCUCUUCCCACAAAUCCCUCACUACCACUUGAUAGAAGCUACUGAAGCAGCUAAACCUGUUCUAGGGAAGUACUACCGAGAGCCACAAAAAUCAGGCCCCCUUCCAUUGUACUUGCUGGGAGUCCUUUGGAGGAGCAUGAAGAAGGAUCAUUAUGUGAGUGACGAUGGUGAUAUUGUUUACUACCAAACAGACCCAGAACUCAGUGGAGCUAAAAACCCAUAG
This is a messenger RNA of Striga hermonthica, 1335 nucleotides long. The record is from the annotation of a GenBank genome assembly. Lineage: Eukaryota; Viridiplantae; Streptophyta; Magnoliopsida; Lamiales; Orobanchaceae.